GGCCAUGAAGCAGAAAUAUUCAAUUAAAUACUAGAAGCUUCUCGUUCCAAGCAGUACUAGUGUACUUAUGAUAGACCUGUAUUUUAUGCUUUGUGUGAGGGAGGUCGAAGAUGUAAUUUCGAUACUAUUGCGGUAAUGUUCUAUUUGAAACAACAUCAGUAGAAACGUGAAUUUGACAUUACUCGCCAACAGCGUAGACAUGAUUCCCAGCCUCUCCUUCAGUUUACUCAUGCAUGCCCAGUGCCUUCUUAGUCUCUCCAGUGACAUCUUAUCUGAUUUAUCAAGAAGUCAGCAUCACGUCGUAUGCGUCAUAUAUUGCCGGGCGUGCACCACAUAAUCGCACAACAUUGUCUCCUGUCUCCCUUAAACAAAGGAAGAAGCAGAAGCGAUGGAUGAUAGCAGUCUCCAUCCUUUUCUAUGACUGGUAAAACUGGCUAAAACAUGGGCGACACCCAUCAUCGAAAACUACUAAUGGCGUUGCAGGCCAUUGGUAUCUUUCUUGAUUCGCCUUACCUAACUACAUCUUAAACUGGUCAAGUCCAUCUUCCCACCUAUGAUCAAGAUAGGGUUCAGUUAUCUCGAAGAUGCAGAGAUAUCGGGGUGUGGCAGAAUAGAGGUGAUCGGUUAGUAAUAAGACCUGAAGCAAAAGUUUAAACAGAACGAGGUAAAAUUAAAUACUUUGCUUCCUGACCUUUAAUCUCAGGCGGAAGUCCAGGCUGAUAUCAUGCGCUGAAGAAAGAAACAAGAUACUUCCGCACCCCAUACAUCAUGAGCUCUCACCCUCACCUAUUUGUUCAAGAUGACUAGCUUUCGAGAGCAGGGCUCGCCUUUGGCUCCCUUAUGUUUGGGCCAAUGUCAGAACUGUACACCUUCAAACUGGCCUUUCUCUCGGGAUUCUUCGUAUUCGCCAUCUUCAAUAUCACCCGUCGCUCUGGUAUACGGCCUCCAAACCGUGAUGGUAUGUCGAUUUCUCGUCAGAUCUAGUAGCACCGACCCUCUAGACACCGCCAGGGGCACCUUAGCCGAUAUAUCUAAUCACAUCAAGCACGGAGCGGCCGUAUUGAUCUUCACCAGCGCAACCUUUGUGGGCUCAAUGAGGCGAUAAUGAGACUACCAAAAAAAAUAUAAAUAAAUAAAUAUAUAUAUAUAUAUAUAUAUAUAUAUAUAUAU
Aspergillus pseudotamarii is the source of this 1170-nucleotide messenger RNA. RefSeq lists its product as uncharacterized. The transcript has a single exon. NCBI's taxonomy places the organism in Eukaryota, Fungi, Ascomycota, Eurotiomycetes, Eurotiales, Aspergillaceae. The coding region runs from base 800 to 1105 and encodes 101 amino acids. The record is from RefSeq and is a predicted model, not a curated record.